Miscanthus lutarioriparius is the source of this 1635-nucleotide messenger RNA. The record is from the annotation of a GenBank genome assembly. NCBI's taxonomy places the organism in Eukaryota, Viridiplantae, Streptophyta, Magnoliopsida, Poales, Poaceae.
AUGGCCGCCUCGGCCUCCGCCUCAACCUCGUUCUUCUCGCCGUGCGCCCUCACCUCCAAGCUUGGGGUAGGGCACGCGUCCUAUGUCUCCGGACGCCGCGCCAACGUGCGCCGGCGCGGCCGCCUCUCGGUGGUGGCCGUACAGACGGGCCCGCAGAAGCCGUCCCCGUCGUCGUCCCAGGCCGCCGCGGCGGAGGAUGAGGCGGACGCGCUGCAGAAGCUUCUGAAGAGGGAGUACAAGUACGGGUUCGUCUCCGACUUCGAGUCCUUCUCUAUCCCCAAGGGGCUGUCGGAGGCCACCGUCCGCCGCAUCUCGGAGCUCAAGGCGGAGCCGGCGUGGAUGCUGGACUUCCGCCUCGCCGCCUACCGCCGCUUCCUCACCAUGGUCGAGCCCACCUGGAGCGACAACGAGUACGCGCCCGUGGACCUGCAGUCUAUCUGCUACUACUCCGCGCCCAAAACCAAGCCCAAGCUCAAUAGCCUCGACGAGGUCGACCCGGAGCUGCUCAAGACCUUCGACCGCCUCGGCAUCCCGCUCACCGAGCAGAAACGCCUCACCAAUGUCGCCGUCGACGCCGUCAUCGACUCCACCUCCAUCGCCACCACCCACCGCGAGGCGCUCAUGGCCAAGGGCGUCAUCUUCUGCUCUAUCUCCGAGGCCAUCCGCGAGUACCCGGACCUUGUCAGGCGCUACCUCGGCAGCGUCGUACCACCGGGCGACAACUACUACGCCGCCCUCAAUUCAGCGGUGUUCAGCGACGGAUCCUUCUGCUACGUGCCCAAGGACACGGUCUGCCCCAUGGAAAUCUCGACCUACUUCAGGAUCAACGACAAGGAGACUGGCCAGUUUGAGAGGACUCUGAUUGUGACCGAUGAGAGAAGCACGGUUAGCUAUUUGGAAGGCUGUACUGCACCGGCAUAUGACUCGAAUCAGCUCCAUGCUGCGGUUGUGGAGCUUGUAUGUGAGGAGGGGGCAGAGAUUAAGUACUCCACGGUGCAGAACUGGUACUCUGGUGAUGAGGAGGGCAAAGGAGGCAUUUAUAACUUUGUGACAAAGAGGGGACGGUGCAAAGGGCGGGGUUCGAAGAUUUCAUGGACACAGGUUGAGACAGGAUCUGCUAUUACAUGGAAGUACCCAAGCGUUGAGCUCAUCGGGGAUGACAGUGUUGGAGAGUUCUACUCAGUUGCGCUUACAAAGGAUUGCCAGCAAGCAGACACAGGGACGAAAAUGAUCCACAAGGGGAAGAAUUCACGCAGCCGCAUUAUAUCCAAGGGCAUCUCUGCAGGGAAGUCAAGGAAUUGCUACCGUGGCUUGGUCCUGAUGAACUCCAGUGCGGAGAAUGCUUAUAACUCUUCACAGUGUGACUCAUUGCUGAUUGGGGAUAAUGCGGCUGCGAACACCUACCCCACCAUUCAGGUGGGUUGCACUAGUGGCCGUGUUGAGCAUGAGGCAAGCACUUCCAAAAUCGGAGAGGAUCAGCUAUUUUAUUUCCAGCAAAGAGGGGUAGAUCAUGAAAAGGCUGUUGCCGCCAUGAUUGGUGGAUUCUGCAGAUCUGUUUUCGAGCAUCUUCCCUAUGAGUUCGCACAGGAGGUGGACGCACUCAUGAACCUGAAACUUGAGGGAUCAGUUGGCUAA